Juglans microcarpa x Juglans regia is the source of this 855-nucleotide messenger RNA. Its product is annotated as NADPH:quinone oxidoreductase-like. Lineage: Eukaryota; Viridiplantae; Streptophyta; Magnoliopsida; Fagales; Juglandaceae. Gene Ontology annotation, molecular function: oxidoreductase activity; FMN binding. The record is from RefSeq and is a predicted model, not a curated record. The coding region runs from base 109 to 690 and encodes 193 amino acids. The transcript has 3 exons. Gene Ontology annotation, cellular component: cytosol.
AUUAUUGAAUGCACAAGGCUCUGCCCGCUUCUUUGCUGCAUUACCAAGUCUCUGUCUCUCUGUCUCUCUCACACACACACACAAACACAGACGAGCAGAGCUAGAGAAAUGGAAGCUGCAAAACCGCUAGUUAGAGUGGCUGCUCUAUGCGGGUCUCUUCGUAAAGGCUCCUACAACCAAGGCCUCCUUCGAUCAGCAAUCGAGCUAAGCAAGGAAAUCAACGGCCUGCACGUAGAGUCCGUAGACAUAGCGCCGCUGCCGAUGCUCAACACCGACUUGGAAGUUGACGGAACAUACCCCUCGGCCGUGGAAGCAUUCCGCCAGAAGAUAAAGGCAGCGGAUAGCAUCCUCUUCGCCUCGCCCGAGUACAACUUCUCCGUCACCGCACCUCUGAAGAAUGCAAUUGACUGGGCAUCUAGACCACCAAAUAUUUGGGCAGAUAAAGCAGCUGCAAUUGUAAGUGCUGGAGGCGGUUUUGGUGGGGGACGGUCGCAAUAUCACCUUCGCCAGACUGGAGUUUUUGUUGAUCUUCAUUUCAUCAACAGACCUGAGUUUUUCUUGAAUGCAUUCCAACCUCCUGCAAAGUUUGACAGCGAUGGCAACUUGACCGAUGCAUCAGCUAAGGAGACUUUGAAGGAAGUUCUUAUAUCCUUGCGGGCAUAUACACUGCGCCUUCAAGGUAAGAACUGAAAUAAUGUGUGAUUCAGUAUGUUGUACUGUGCUGCCAUUACAGCUUACUGAUCGGUAGUUCACUUCCAGAUUAUUUGUUUUCUCAGCUAUUGACAUAAGGAUUGGUUUUCUCUUAUAUUUUACUCACUUUAGAAGUGCAGUGAGCAAUAAUAAAUCAACUUGCCC